UUCUUCUAGUUGACACUGAAAAUUUACAGCCAACAGGACUACUAUUGGAGCAGUCUGUUGAGCCAUCAGUUUCCCAAAUGGAAUGCGAUGAGAUUAUACCAAAUGAAGUGUUGCUAGAGCAAACUGCAUCAUCUUUAUCUGCAGUUUCAUUAGCUUUACCAAAUGAAUUGUCACUAGAGCAAGUAGGAUCAUCGUUUUCGGCAGUUUUACCAGAACGUUGGUGUUACUAUGUACAAUCAUCGGAUAUGAUUUUGAUUCAUCUCGAUGUAGGUAGCUUGUUGGAAAAAUUAAGAUUACGAGUAACAGCUGAUCUUUCAGUUACGCUUGUAAUGCCACAUCGAUCAGAAAUAAUUCUCACUGAUCGUGUAUCAUCUAUGGAAGAAUUGUACGCAUCUAUGCGUAAAGCAGAAUCACUCACAAUUUGUUGUGGAACAUUAUUUGAUGAAAAUAGAUAUGCCACCCAGUGUAGUGGAAUCAUCACACCAAAUGAAAAUUAUCAGCGUCAGCAAUUAAAUCCUCGCUGUCGAGCGUGCCGCAUACUUCGCCAAAGAAUACAAGCAAACAUGAGAUAUAAACGCGAUUCGACACUUGCUUUUCGUAUUAAACGAAAAAAGGAAAUUUACCGACAACGAUGUCAUCGACUUAUUAAGAAGCAAGAGAUAUUGCAGCAAAAAUUAAUGACAGCCAAAAAACGGUGUAGUGAACGUUCUGAAAAAAUUUUAAAAGAGCAACUGACGCAAUUGCCAGAGUCGCAACAGCUUGCUGUUUGGAGUUGUUUUGAAGCUGCUAAACAUAAAAAGGUCAAAGGCCGAAGAUACGAUUUAGAAUGGAUCUAUGAAUGUUUGUCAAUCAGGAUGAAGGGCAGAAAUAUUUAUAAUUUUAUUCGGGAACGUAAUAUUUUACCUCUUCCACACAUCAAGACUCUUAAUAGAUAUAUUCAAAAAAUUAGUUCUUCGGCUUAUGGAUUUCAACCAGCAUUAUUUGACUGCAUGAAACAAAAAGCACAAGGAAUGACACUAUCAGAAAGAAGAGGGACUCUUAUUAUUGAUGAAAUAAAAUUAAGUGAAGCAAUAAAUUUUGAUAUCCAAAAAAUGAAAUUCUCUGGUUUUGUUAAUCUCGGACAAUACACUUCAGAACGUGAAAAAAAUGUUCCAGGGGAUCAUGCAUUAGUUUUUAUGUAUGUUCCUUUUCGUGGACGAUGGUUGCAAGCAGUAGCGGCUUUCAUCUCUAAAAAUUGUGCUACCAGUGCUGUUCUGCAUACAUUAAUUAUUGAGUGUAUAAUUUUAUUAGAAAGUGCUAAUUUCUUUGUGGAUGUCAUUACAAGUGACGGUGCCCAAAGUAAUCGUGGAGUGUGGACCAAGUUUGAUAUUUCAGAGUCCAUAAUAUCUUGUCAGCAUCCUUGUGAUACAAAUAGACAAUUAUUCAUGAUAUCGGACUUUUCUUAUCUAAUUAAAUGUUUGCGAAACAGAUUAUUAAUAAUAUAA
Messenger RNA from Chelonus insularis, 1484 nucleotides. RefSeq lists its product as uncharacterized. Lineage: Eukaryota; Metazoa; Arthropoda; Insecta; Hymenoptera; Braconidae. The coding region runs from base 78 to 1484 and encodes 468 amino acids. The record is from RefSeq and is a predicted model, not a curated record. The transcript has 6 exons.